AUGUCAGACCUUACCAUCCCCGAAAACACCACAGCGCUCGUUCUCCACGCAUUCAACGAGCCGCUCAAUUUGGAAAAGACCCCGACACCAAAGACCACACCUGUCGGGUCGGUCCUGGUCCGCGUUCUGAGCACUGCCGUCCGGCCACACAACCGGGCUGGCUUUUCAGGAAACAGUCCACUCUCCCUCACCGUCCCAUACAACCCGGGAGACACCGGCGUCGGACGCGUCCUCGCUGUCGGCCCCGAUGCGGUAGCCAUCAAGCCGGGCCAGCUCGUGUAUCUCAGCGGCUUUUACCUCGCACGAGACGACCCGGAGGGCACCCGAGUUCUCACCGGCCUUCAUGACGGCUUUGGCGAACCAGGCCAGGCUAAGCUGUUCAAGCACCUGGGCGGGCUUUGGAGAGAUGUUGCCACAGUCCCACUGGAGAACGCCAUCCCCCUCAACGAGAAGCUUCUGGUUGAUGAGCUGGGCUACUCUUUCGGAGAUCUCAACUACAUCCAGCGUCUUUCUGUCGCCUACGGCGGCGUCAGCGCUGCCGAUCUCCACGCCGGGGAGGCUGUCAUCGUGGCACCGGCCACAGGUCACUUUUCCGGCGCCGUGGCCGAGGUUGCCGCCCAGAUCGGCUGCAAGGUCAUCGCGCUCUCUCGAUCGGCCUCCAAGUUAGAACCGCUCACGACCCGCUAUCCCCGCAUCAUCGCCCUGGAGCUUAGCGGCGAUGAAAUGAAGGAUGUUGCGGCCAUCCGAGCGUUUGCUCCCGGUGGUGCGGAUGCCUAUAUCGACGUUGCGCCGCCUUCUGCCACGGCUUCACCCCAUCACCUGACGGUGUCUCUGGGCUCUCUCCGCUCGUUCGGCCGCGCCGUUUUCCUUGGCGCGAUGUUCGAUGUAAAGAUCAGCUACAUGAGCCUGAUGGUUCGUAACAUCAUCAUCAAGGGACAGUACAUGUAUACUCGCGCGGAGCUCGUAUCUCUGGUCAAGAUGGUCGAGGCUGGGGUAAUCAAGCUAGGCAAAGAUGCUGGGCAUCAGAUUGUCAACAGAGGAUUUUCACUAGAAGAGUGGGAGGAAGCUGUCACUAUUGCGGAGAAGGCUUCCAGUUGGGGACAGCAAGUCCUGAUCUACCCCUAG
Colletotrichum chrysophilum is the source of this 1125-nucleotide messenger RNA. RefSeq lists its product as uncharacterized. Lineage: Eukaryota; Fungi; Ascomycota; Sordariomycetes; Glomerellales; Glomerellaceae. The record is from RefSeq and is a predicted model, not a curated record. Gene Ontology annotation, cellular component: mitochondrion. The coding region runs from base 1 to 1125 and encodes 374 amino acids. Gene Ontology annotation, molecular function: oxidoreductase activity. The transcript has a single exon.